UUCUGGUGGCGCAUCUACGGAACACGCGAGGCGUGGUUCUCUGGAACCAUUAUGACUACACGGGAUCCAGGAGAGAGCUCCAAGAAGCGCUCCGAGUGCGCACGAAGCAUAUGGAGAAGGACAAUAUCGAGCUCAUUGGAACAAAAGCGAACUUGGCAUCCUUGGUGGCCGCAGAAGGACGCUAUGCGGAAGCACGAGAACUAUAUCGUGAAGCGGAGCAGGACCACGAUCAAUCUAGCGAAGAUCCUGCGUCGAAACGAUUGGCAUCAUGCCGAUACGCAGCCACGCAAGGUAGAUUGCACACAGAAUUGAAGAACUUUACUGCUGCUGGGCAGGAGCUUCACCGCAGCCUCAACAUACUCAAUUCUGGCGAAGACAAUGCUCUGUAUCGGAGAGCAAUAGAGUACUGUUUCGCGAAUUUGAGAUUGGCUGAAAACGAUCUCGCAGAGGCAAGAAUCCACUACGAAAAAUGCCUGAACGAGUAUGACAAGGCUGUUACCGACAAAGACCAGGUGCGGUCGUGUGGUUGUUAUUACAAACUGGGCCACAUCGCCCUUCUGACUCAGGACGGAGUCGAAGCUGCUGAUCAAUUAGAGAAAGCCGCCAACAUAGCAUCUGAAAUUAGGUCGAUGGGCUGGCAAGGUCGAAUUGCAACGUUGCAAGCGACUCUUGUCCAACAACACCCCGAACUAGCCGCACGCCCAGAUAUCAACUCUGUACAGCUGCAACGUCGUGCGGAUGCUUUGCGCGCCGCUCUUGCAUCACUUUCUGCAGAAGAAGAAGGCCUAGGGAAAGAGUUCCACAUAUACACUCCCUGGCAGACUAGGUAAGGCUGCGCAAAGUAGGAGCUAGAUUUAUUGCACGAUCCCACAGUAUGAAUACAAAAA
Messenger RNA from Alternaria alternata, 887 nucleotides. RefSeq lists its product as hypothetical. The coding region runs from base 111 to 830 and encodes 239 amino acids. Gene Ontology annotation, molecular function: protein binding. The transcript is spliced from 2 exons. Lineage: Eukaryota; Fungi; Ascomycota; Dothideomycetes; Pleosporales; Pleosporaceae. The record is from RefSeq and is a predicted model, not a curated record.